AUGGAGGAUAAUCAAUUGCCUAGACUGCCAUUAAUUGCGCAGCCACCAACCAUGCCGAAAUCGGGAGAAAAUACCUUUGCCAAUCAACCUACGGAUCAGGGAAAAGCUUCAGCAGAAUCAAUGAUUGCAGGGAACGAUUUGCUGAUUCAGCCCGUCGUCUCGCCGGCGCAGAAUGUCGUUGUUGAAGGAGUCGCGCCACCACUGAACACGGUGGCGCAAGCAAUUGUUGGGUCUGAAGUUGCGGCUACUGCAGACCAGCGCAUCUCUGCUGAUGUUGUUGCUGUCACGGAGAAUCGACAAUCAAUCCCCGCUUCGAAUCUGGUUGCUGCGCAAGACUCUAUUGAAGUUGUUGCGCAAACCCUCGAUUCCCCUAAUCAGCGAGAUUUAGUUGUCCCUCAUGUUUCUUCCGCCAAUAAUCGACGCCUAUCAUUAUCUCCGAUGACUCUGCAAACAGCCGCCAGUCAUGGUCAACAGUCUAAGCCACCGGAAGGGGAUGACCGGUGGGAUUCGCCGAAGGAAAUUCCAGAAGGGGAGUUGCAGUUUUUGCGGCCGUUUUCUGCGCAGCUAACUCCUGAGAUUUUUACCCCAACUGCGCAAUCAACAAGCGCUCCUCAGGAUCUUCAAAUUUCAAAUGUGGAAAAGUCAAAUACGGAAUCCUUAACACCUCAAUCUUAUCCCCCCAAAGAAAAGGAGUAUCUUCGUAUUCAGAAAUCUCUUUUAAUAGUCCUAUUCAGAAUUUAA
Molecule: messenger RNA, 741 nt
Organism: Oldenlandia corymbosa var. corymbosa
Lineage: Eukaryota; Viridiplantae; Streptophyta; Magnoliopsida; Gentianales; Rubiaceae
Source: the annotation of a GenBank genome assembly